GGCUGUGAGUGAAGAUGUCACUGGCAGACACGGACACAGAGCGGGGGAUCUCUGGCGCCGAGUCUGAGUCCCCUUUCUCGGAGGUAAUUGAACUGAAUGUAGGGGGACAGGUGUAUGUGACACGGCACAUAACUUUGGUCGCUGUCCCAGACUCGCUCCUCUGGACCAUGUUCAGCAAGAAGACUCCAAAGGACCUGGUGCGCGACAACAAAGGGCGCUACUUCUUGGACAGGGACGGAUUCUUGUUUCGUUAUAUUUUAGACUACCUACGGGACCUCAACCUGGUACUGCCUGAUUAUUUCCCCGAGCAAAGCCGGUUGCAGAGAGAGGCUGAGUUUUUCCAGUUGCGGGACCUGUCCAUGAGCAUCAGCCCCAGGAUGCGCAAAGAUAACUUCAUCAGUGAUGAUAUUUGCCAGAGCGAGACCGAGGAGGGUGCGCUCCAGUGCAGCAUAGGGUCCUUCAGCGGAAUGGAAACUUUGCGCAUGAUGUCCGCAAUGAGCAGCGCCCGCUCCCCGUCUCGCGAGUCCAGAAAGUCAGGGUACAUCACAAUUGGAUACCGGGGAUCGUAUAGUAUCGGUAGAGAUAUCCAAACCGACGCCAAGUUCAGGAGAGUGGCGCGCAUCACGGUGUGUGGGAAAACGUCCCUUGCCAAAGAGGUGUUCUCGGACACUUUGAAUGAGAGCAGGGACCCCGAUCGGCCACCGGAGAGGUACACGUCCCGUUACUACCUCAAAUUCAAUUUCCUUGAGCAAGCGUUUGACAAGCUGACGGAGGUUGGCUUUCACAUGGUGGCUUGUAGCUCCACAGGCACGUGCGCCUACACUAACAAUGAUCCAAACGAGGAUACAAUCUGGACGAGUUAUAUGGAGUAUGUGUUUUGUCGGGACUAAAAUGUUGAUAUGAUCCCACCACAGUAGCCGCUAUGACUUUGAUGUUUACUGACAAUUUUUUUGGUUUAGCCUACUGGUGUAAAUAGGCAUCACUCACUCACUCACGCACGCACACACACACACACUCUCCUUCCUGCCUUCCUUCCAGUUAUUUCACAGAUCAGUUAUUAUGCCAGUUAGUGGCAAUGAGCCAAUCUUCAGUAUUGUUUACUGAAUCCAGUCCUGUUAAAAAGAAAUUGAUAGAUGAUUCAUGUAAGAGAUCAUUCUGAAUGUCCAAGAAUAAUAGACAUAAAUGUAGUUGUACUUUAUUUUGCAUACUAGACAGUGGCGACCCGUCAUUCAGGGCAGG
Messenger RNA from Salvelinus sp. IW2-2015, 1239 nucleotides. RefSeq names its product BTB/POZ domain-containing protein KCTD12-like. Gene Ontology annotation, cellular component: postsynaptic membrane; presynaptic membrane; signaling receptor complex. Gene Ontology annotation, biological process: regulation of G protein-coupled receptor signaling pathway; protein homooligomerization. The record is from RefSeq and is a predicted model, not a curated record. NCBI's taxonomy places the organism in Eukaryota, Metazoa, Chordata, Actinopteri, Salmoniformes, Salmonidae. Gene Ontology annotation, molecular function: protein binding.